This is a messenger RNA of Linepithema humile (Argentine ant), 1726 nucleotides long. RefSeq names its product amphiphysin (gene Amph). Gene Ontology annotation, cellular component: cytoplasm; plasma membrane. The record is from RefSeq and is a predicted model, not a curated record. Lineage: Eukaryota; Metazoa; Arthropoda; Insecta; Hymenoptera; Formicidae. Gene Ontology annotation, molecular function: phospholipid binding; protein binding.
UGUCGCGCUCUCAGUGUGUCUCCGCGCUUCCUUACGUGUGUGUCGUUCCGUGCAAAUCGGCGUGCCGCUGCCUCCCCCCUGCGCAAAGCUGUGAGCCGUCCGCCGCGUCGCAAGUUGAGAGAGUUUUAAGUGCUACGCGUGUUUUUCGGGACUCUGGCACUCCGCAACCGACGCUCCGGAAUCAUCAUGGCAGAGAGCAAGGGCGCGUUAAUCGCGAAGACAGUGCAAAAACACGCGGGCAGAGCGAAAGAAAAGUUCCUUCAGAAUCUAGGCAAGGUCGACCGAACCGCGGACGAUAUAUUCGACGAGCACCUGCAGAACUUCACGAGGCAGCAGAACUCCGCCACCAGACUGCAAAAGGAGUUCAACAAUUACAUCAGGUGUGUUCGAGCGGUACAAGCUGCCUCGAAGACGCUUAUGGACUCGUUGAACGAAAUCUACGAGAGCCAGUGGACUGGACACGAUCUGUUGUACGUGCAGGCACAAAAUCUUGACAUGCUAUGGCAAGAUUUCACUCACAAGCUCGCGGACCAAGUUCUUGUACCACUCAACACAUAUCAAAGCCAAUUCCCGGAGAUGAGGAAAAAGGUCGACAAGCGCGGUCGUAAGCUGGUGGAUUAUGAUAGUCAGAGACAUAACUUCCAAUCGCUGCAGUGUAAUCCAAAGAAGAGGGACGAGCUCAAAGUGUCCCGAGGGAAGGAGCUGCUGGAGGAGGCAAAACGUACAUACGAACAACUAAAUUCCGAGCUGCACGAUGAACUGCCGGCGUUAUACGACUCGCGCGUUCUUUUCCUCGUCACCAAUCUGCAGACGCUCUUCGCUGCGGAGCAAGUGUUUCACACUGAAAGUGCCAAGGUAUAUUCCGAAUUAGAAGCGAUCGUCGAUAAAUUGGCCAACGAAAGUCAGCGAGGAUCUUACACGCUGAAGAAGAACACGGAACCGCAGUCGCCGAAGUCGCCUAACGCAAACUCGUCUCUAAUAAUCAACACGCAACCGGCGCAGAAUAAUAUCACAGGAGCUUUGGAGGAUAAUACCACGCCGAGAGACACGUCGCCGACCACCCAGAUAAACGGCAACGCUAACAGCAACGCUAACAGCAAUGCUAACAGCAAUGCUAACAGCAACGCUAAUAGCAAUGAUAAUUCUCUCAAUAAUCAAGAUGCGUCGCCGCAGAACGCAGUCGCGCCUUCUAAACGGGUCGAGGAGCUGUACGAUAUUCCAGUUGGCAGAUCCAUGACUAACGGGGCGGACUCGGUCGUUCUAGAGGCGGAAUAUGAAAAUGCUACCAAUUUCUCUGUAGGGGCGACGACCGACAAUCUGCCGCCGGGGGUUUUGUACAGGGUUAAGGCGACUUACAAGUACAGCCGCGAGGACGUGGACGAGCUGUCGUUCGACGUCGGCGAGAUCAUUCGCGUUGUCGAGUACGACGAUCCCGAGGAGCAGGAGGAGGGCUGGUUGAUGGGUAUGAAGGAGGGCACCAACGAGAAGGGCAUGUUCCCGGCGAAUUUCACGAAACCGCUGUGAGAGCUGUGCUCGGUUCGCCAUUUACACUCCAAUGCUCACCAGAGACAGCGUAUUUUACUUUAAGGUAGUUCAAGAGUCGCGUGAUUGAACAGGAGAUAAGAGCCCACGCGGUCAUCUGAGAGUUUUCGACGACGUAUAUGAGAUAAAGGUAAAUUCAAAUAGCCAGACGCCAGGCUGCAGGAGGGGUGUGGGAAGAAGGGGG